Molecule: messenger RNA, 1239 nt
Organism: Haemonchus placei
Lineage: Eukaryota; Metazoa; Nematoda; Chromadorea; Rhabditida; Trichostrongylidae
Source: the annotation of a GenBank genome assembly
AUGCAAAAGCAGAACGCAUUUUUCAUUGCAUUUCUCACAUGCUUUUUCCAGAUUGGUCCCAUCUUCACAAUGCCUGUAGCCGGGGCGUUAUGUACGUCAUCACUUGGAUGGUCAUCUGUUUAUUAUUUACAUGCCAUUAUUACCUGCAUUUUGUUUCUGUUAUUCCUAUACUUCUACAGGGAGCAACCCCAAAUGCAUGCAUAUGUGUCUGCCAAAGAACUGGAUCGUAUAAAACGGAACAAAGGAGACACAAAUAAACGUGAACCGCUACCCAUAAAGGCUAUGGUAACUUCAAAUGCGAUCAUUGCCGUAUGGAUCUCGGCUAUCGCAAAUUUUAUGGGUAUCCAGGUGACAAUGCAAUUCUCACCUAUUUAUCUCAACAAGGUUAUGGGGUUCCCAGUGGAACAGACUGGUCUAUUCAGUGCCAUACCGCAGAUCGUGACUUUUGUCCUGAAGAUGUUUGCUGGCGUUCUGGCUGAUAAGGCCACAUGUUGCCGACCGGUCACAUCUGUGAAGAUCUUCAAUAUGAUAGCAAUUGGUGGCAUGGGAAUUGCAUUCUUCAUACUGGCCGUUAUACCGACGUCAAUGCCAACACUUGCGUUGGUGAUACUUAUUAUUUGCACUUCCAUAGUUGGAUUCAAUUGUGGUGCAUUCUUUCGCAGUUCCGCUAUAGUUGCUGCGCAACAUAAUCACUUCGUGAUGGGUGUGAAUUCUUUUUUCAACUGCCUAGCAGCUUUGUUGGCACCCGUCGUGGUGAAUAUUUUCGUUCGCAAUGACACUUGGGAUGAAUGGUGGUAUGUGUGGAUAGUGCAUGGUAUCGUAAUGACGCUUUGCAACAUCUACUUCAUGUUCUUCGGUAAAGGGGAACCAGCUGAAUGGACAAAACCAGGCUACGGGGCUAGAGUGGCUCCAUCAGCACCGGCAUUGUCUGUGACACCUGAAUCCUACCCUAAAGAUGGACAACUUACUUUAAGCUUCAAUGACAAGAUCUCCGUCUCCGUUCAAACAACUGAUCCUCUACGAUGUGAUACAUGCCUUGGCCAUGGCGGUGGCAGUUCACCAUCGCCCACUACCAGUGAUCACAACGCAGACACGUCGCCAAUUCUACCACCAAAAGGGUGGAGUCCACCAUCGGCUAAGGAGGCUUUCGACUCCCUAGAGGACUACCUCGACUCUGAUCCUGCUCGACCCAGCAGAUCCAGGCAGAAAAUUGUCCUCCCUCCUAGUCCCCAGAAAUGA